AUGGCGGGAGCACAGCGAUGCACCAUCUGCCAAUUUGCAAUCUCUGAAGAAGAUAUCAUCGAAGGUCGGUACUGUAUCUGGGAUAUCGCAGAAGCGACGAAAUAUGAGUACAUGCCUAGUCCUCGGCAGCUGGAAAUUCGCCAACGCAAACUUAGGUCCCUUAUGAGUACAGAGCUAUUGAAACAUUAUGCGCAUUUAGAACGGAAUUUGCCAUUAGAGCUCUGGGACAUUGUUGCACAUUAUCUAAUACCGCACUUUACGUCGGCGAACCUACAAAGUCAGUGGGAACCUAGACCGGAGCCCAGCUAUGCCAGCCUAUCAAGGGGCAUAUGGUGCAAGUACGUUGAUUUUGAGGGUACUCGAUAUAUAUCAGCAUUCUCCAAUAGACCCGGCAGUGAUGAUUGGGAGCUGAUAUUCCAACCUUCUCGUGAACGAGUUGUCGACGUAUAUGCGGCGGAGAACCACUUCGGCAUCACAAAAUUACUCUUCUCUACCCCCGAUAACUCGCCAAAUGUCGAUGAGGCUGAAGGAAUCUGGUGGCGCAAAAGUCGUGUCAAUGAAGAAAGAUUGAGUAUUCGCGGAUCCUCAGAUGGCAUUAAACUUCGUCGUCUGUUGGAUGUAGAGAACGAUGUUACUGCAUGGAGCGUCCCGAAAUCCAAUAGCGUCCGAUUCGAGCAUCUUACCCCCAGUUAUUUCAUCAAGCUUCCAGAUCGAAUGGCAUCGCUCGCUUGCAACCGCCCUUCAAUCGUUGGUUAUACUAUUCUCUGGGAUGUAGGAUUGACCAAAUUUCAUGCUCACCGGAGAGGUGAAGCUGGAUUCAAGUACCAGUCCAGCGCCUAUAAAUCCUGGCUACAUAUGCCAGUCGAUCCUGGCGAGGUUAUCACUGAAGUCUGGCUGCGCCAGAGUUUAAGACGUCGCGAGAGAGCUCUAGGGGUAAUUUGA
This is a messenger RNA of Trichoderma gamsii, 942 nucleotides long. RefSeq lists its product as hypothetical. Bases 1 to 942 code for a protein of 313 amino acids. The record is from RefSeq and is a predicted model, not a curated record. Lineage: Eukaryota; Fungi; Ascomycota; Sordariomycetes; Hypocreales; Hypocreaceae. The transcript has 3 exons.